This is a messenger RNA of Paramecium pentaurelia, 1384 nucleotides long. The record is from the annotation of a GenBank genome assembly. Lineage: Eukaryota; Ciliophora; Oligohymenophorea; Peniculida; Parameciidae.
AUGAAAAACUUUACUGUUUUUGAAAAAUUGGGAGAAGGUACUUUUAAUUCGAUAAAUGUCAAUUAAUUUAGGGUCAUUCUCAACAGUGUUAAGAGUAAAACGGUAAUCUGAUCAAUAAGAAUAUGCGAUGAAAAAAGUGAGGAUGGGAUAAUUAAAGGAGAAAGAGAAAGAGAAUUCACUUAAUGAGAUUCGUAUUCUUGCUAGCAUUUCGCAUCCUAAUAUAAUUGCUUAUAAGGAAGCAUUCUAUGAUGAGCAAUCUUAAAGUUUAUGCAUAGUAAUGGAAUAUGCUGAUUAAGGUGAUUUGUAAUAGUUGAUCCAGUAACAUAUUCACUAAAAAUAAUAUAUCUAGGAAAUUGAAAUAUGGAAAAUGAUUUAUUAAAUGGCUAUUGGUAUAUAUUAUUUGAUUUAUUUGAUAGCUUUGAGAACGUUACAUCAAAUGAAAAUUUUACAUAGAGAUUUAAAAUCAGCUAAUGUAUUUCUACAUUAAGGAAAUUAUAAAUUAGGAGAUAUGAAUGUAUCAAAAGUAGCUAAAAAGGAUUUGGUUUAUACUUAAACAGGAACACCUUAUUAUGCAAGUCCUGAAGUAUGGAGAGAUUAACCUUAUGAUGCUAAAAGUGAUAUUUGGAGUUUGGGUUGUGUUGCAUAUGAAAUGGCUGCUCUUAAACCACCAUUUAGAGCUUAAAAUAUGGAAGGAUUAUAUAAAAAAGUAUAAAGAGGAUUAUAUGAACGUAUACCACCUAAAUUUAGUGGUGAAUUAAUGGCUGUAAUAGGAUUGUGUUUAUAGGUACAAAGUAAAUAAAGACCUACAUGUUCUUAAUUACUUAAUAAUCCUAUUUUAUUAAGAAAUGCUAGAUAAUUUAUUAUAGAAAGUAGAGUUUCAUAAUAGACAUAAUCAUCUUAAGCUGGUUCAAAUAUACUAUUAUAAACUAUAAAAUUACCAAAGAAUUUAAAACAUUUAAAAGAGAAAUUACCAAAAUCAAAAUACUUUAUUGAAAGUGUUAAUAAAUCUUACGAUGAAACAUAAGCAAAUAAUUCAUUUCUACCAAAGAUUAAUAACACUAAAGAAAUCAGACCUAAUUUUUCAGUUCCACCUAUCAAGAGUGAUAGAAAUCAAUAAUAAUUACUAUAACAGAAUUCCUUACAUGAAGAACGAUCUAAAUCAAUUGUUAAUUCAGUUUAAUUAUUAGAAAUAGAGAGAGUUAGAUAAAAAAGAUUAUUGGAAAAACAGUAAAAUUUAAAGAUUAGUAUAAUUCAUUAAAAUGCUAUUCCAUAUAUUAAUAGUUCAUCUUCUUAAAUAUAAAACUUAUAUGUUAAUAAGUAACAUAAUACAAGAGAUACUUCAAAAUAAUAUAUAGAAGCACCAAAACCAAUAUGGUGGGGAUGA